AUGAGCAAUAAUCAGUACAAUAAUAAAAAGUUGGCUCCAUUUAAAAGACAGAGAGAUACUCUCAAGGAGGAAUUAAAAAAACUCUAAUAAGAAUAAGCAGACGAGGAAAAAUUGAAUGACAAUUAUUUUGACGAAAUUGGUCGAGUGGAAAAAGUACUUUAUUAAAUAUGAUUUAGGAAUAUGAAUCUUUAAUCAAACAAAUUGAACUCUAUCACAAACACAAUCAUACAUUAAAAGCUAUUGGUGAAACAGAUCAAAAUUAAGGUGUAGAUGAGACAAUAGAAAAAAAUGUAAUUUAAACAUUGAAUCUAUUUCUUCUGAAUACCAGUAAAAAGGAGUAUUUAGAAAGUAUUUAGGAACAAGAAAUAUCAAAGAAGUAAUUACAAGUUGGAAAUCUCAUUAUGACAUAAAAUUAACCCAAUGAUGAAAAACAAAUAAUCCAGGAAGUUGAAAAAGUUAUUCUUGAAGAUGGAUAUUUUGUGUCUUUGAAAUAGGGUUGCAACUCCUUGGUUGUUAAAAUACCAGGGACGGUACGCACAUUCAGAGAGUUAAAAUAGAUUGUAAAAUCAUGUUUUAUGGCAGAAGAGAAAGAGAUAUUUUAUACAGAUUUAAUGGGAAAUGUACUUUAACCUGAUAUGAUUAUUUUGGACCAACUUUACCCAUCGAUUUAUGAGUUGCUUAAAAAUUAUCAACCUGUCAUAGGAAUUAAAAUCAUUAAAUAAAAAAAAAUUAGAGAAGACACCAAAAAAACUGAAGCAGAUUUUUUGUUUGAUGGAGCCACCCAAGAAUUAAUGACUAAAUAGCUCAGAUCAAUUAAAAGAAUUUAAAAAUCUAUUAAUUGGUCCAAAUAUAUGGAUUAUUUGACCAGUCUCAAAUACUUUUUGGAAUCUAUUUUAUUCGUCUCACUAUUAAUUUUAUAUGCAAUUAUUGAAAUUAGUGAGUUAGACUUUUUCACAAAUUCUUAAUUACUUUUAAACUAGAGCUUAAAUAUGGCAAUCUAAAAGUCCUACAUAUCUCCAAUUACUAACUUAUCCUAAAUUAUUUCCCUAUCAAUCCCUAAUGGAUCAGUUCAUGGUUUGAGUCCUACCUAUCCUCUUCAGUCCGGCCUACUUAUUCAAACUCUUGUUGGUAUAGUAAAUAUUUAAUGAUAAUUAGGAUAACAUCAAUAAUUGCGAUAUUCUGAAUGAAAAUCAAAAGCAAAUGUAUUUGGGUAAAAAUUAAUCCUGCUUGUUGUUUGACAUAUACUUCUUACAUUAAGUAUUCUAUCAGAAGAUAUAUAUGUAUUUUAUUUUUCAAAAGCAUUGAACAGCUUAUAUAAACAAAUGAUCGAUAAAUUUAAUUAUUAUACUAAUAACAAAUUAAUGUAAAAGAAUCUAAAAGUGUUAUUAUUUUAUCAUUCUACCUUAGUUAAAAAUCCUCUGUGAUGGCAACAUAACAUAAACCAGCUAAUUAAAUCAAAGUUACACUAAAUUAAAUUUUGACCCUAAAGUCUAUAACGAAUAGUUCGGAGGUUAUGUUUGGGAAUUUAAUUUAAGCUCAAGAGAAUCCUUUUAAGAAAGUUAUGAUUAAAUGGUUUCAGAAGAAUGGUUGUAAUAUAAUAUCAAACAAUCCCAAUUCUUGUUGAAUUAUUAUAAUGGUCCUACUUAGAGAAUUAUAUAGGUAAGUAUCACUACGCUUUAUUUAUUCAACGACGUAAAUAUUUUGAUGAUAUUUAGCGUCUCUUGAAUUAUAAUAGCUUUUCAGCGGAAGGUUUUAAUUUAAAAGAUAUACCAGAACAAGUUCUAAUAAACAAAGACAUUAUAUUUUAUUGUUCGAUUGUCCUAUUGAUUUCCUCCUUUUUUGGUAGACAACUAAUUAAAAUUAUAUAGAUUUCUUUGGCUUAUACUUUGUAGGGACUAAAAAUAAUUUGAUUGUGAUCUACCUGUAAUACUAAGAAUUACUGAACAGGAAGAAAAAAUUGGAGGCUAAAAAAAGGUAGAUAAGCGAAAGUGAUUAAAAAGAUCUAUAGUAGAAACAAUUGAUAGUAGGAGAAUAUGCAAUAAUAAAUUUAAAGGUGAUUUAUGUUACAAUUAGANGAUUUUUUGUUUGA
Paramecium octaurelia is the source of this 2089-nucleotide messenger RNA. The record is from the annotation of a GenBank genome assembly. Lineage: Eukaryota; Ciliophora; Oligohymenophorea; Peniculida; Parameciidae.